GACAAAACCUACAGCGGCUACUGGUCGCUGUGUGCCGCCGUCAACAGGGCCCUGGACGACGACUUUAAGGAUUGCCAGUAGUCAGCUGUACAUGACUUGGGUUAUUUCACAUGUAUUCUUGAGUUGCAUAUUUCCAUGGCAAACGAAAAAAUGAGGCAUAAAGCGAGAAACCUCUGGACUAAUCAAAUAUCAGAGUGUCUAAAGUAAGUCUGAAACCCAUUAUGGCCCUCAAACCAAUAUUUUAAAAUCAGUAUUUUAAAGUCUCAUAUUUAAACCCACUACUUUAGCACUCACGCUUCUUGCUGUUUUCAGAAAAAACCCCAAACUGUUAGUAGGCAUAGAUGAAAGUUUUAAUUAAUUUUCUGUAUAGUUAUUUAGUAAAUUAAGGGGGUAUUAGCAUUAAGACAUUUUUUGUGAAUGCACAGCAUGAUUAGUUUCCAUGGGAAAACAGGCCUAUGCUGACUAAACUAGUUGCAUACUGACUAUAUUUGCCACUGUGCUAUGUAAACGUCACACUUAAAAUAUGAAAACCAAGCAGUUGGAGAAAAUACAAAAAGUAACAAUAGUUCUAUGGUUGUAUGUUGGAAAUGUGCUGUAGAAGAAAACAUUGUGUGCAUUCACAAAUUUAGUUGUGAGCAUCUGUGUGGAUGCAGUUGUUGCUGAAAGCAAAGGUGGGUUUAAGAGUUGAUGGACUUCUUAGAUCUUGCUAUAGAAGUGCUUUCCUUUAGCAGACCACUGCACUAGGUCUUUGUGUUAUGUUAUGUGAUAGCCUAAAUAUCUUAUUUUCACUUUUCUGAAGGAAUACCUAUCACCAGUGCAUCCUAUUUUGCCACCAUGACGCUUGACCAAGUUAGGCACGUAUUUCGCUCUGACACAGAAGUUCCUUUGCCUUUGAUUGAAGAAAGACACCGGGUGCUGAACGAAAGUGGAAUCGUUCUGUUAGAGAAGUUUGGAGGGUCUUUCCUCACCUGUGUUAAAAUGAGUGAGAAAAGUGCUCAGAAACUGCUACAUCUCAUACUGGAAAAUUUUCCUUCUUACAGAGAUGAAGCUGUAUUUGAGAAAAAGAAGGUGUCUUUCUACAAACGGGCACAAAUACUUGUGGCUGACACAUGGAGUGUUUUAGAAGGCAAAGGAGAUGGUUCUUUUGAUGAUAUUUCCAGUCUGACGAUAUUUGCUGACUACAGAAUUCCACAAGUUCUUGUUCACUUAAAAGCAAUGAAGUAUUCUGAAAAAUUAAUGAAGAAACUACGCGAAGGAACACUUUUCCAAUCUGGAGACAAAGAAGAGGUAGAGAUCCGUGGCUGUUCUAUUUGGUGUUGUGCAUUGAUUUGUAAGCACCUUCAGGAGGUCUAUCAGAAGAAGGGUCAGGAUAUGCAUGAGAAGAUCAAUGCAGUUUUGCUCGAUUAUUAUCUUUGGGAUUAUGCCAGGGAUCACAGGGCAGAGAUGAAAGACAUCCCAUUCCAUCGAGUACGGUGUAUAUAUUACUAAAGUCCACUCUGAUAGCUCUUGUAUUCUAACUUAUCUUUUGAACUGCUGUUUUGCUUUUUAUAUGGUCAUUUGUCAUGCACUAAUCUGUUAAAUUCUUGUUUUCUAGUGAUGUAGUAACAAUGUGCCUUUUUUCUCUAUGCAUUGUUUUAUUAAAUUUCUUUUAAUCUUUUGCUUGCCCUGACUGAAAUUACCAGUGUAAACUUUGCAGGUAACCCAUGUCAAGGUGGGGUUUAUUACUCCUUCUUUGACCUUUGUAUCGGUGUACGUGGCUACCUGUGCGCACAGCCAGAUGUGUGUGCAGAUCCUGUGGUGUACCUUGCACCUUGGCCUCUCCCUGUUCCUGCCUGUCCCCUCUCAUACCUGCACAGAGGUGGCAGGUGCUUGGCAGAUGCUUUUCUGCUCAGACCUGGACGUGUAAUCCGUCCAGUCAUUCAAUAAAUGGUGAGGUGACAGACGUGC
This is a messenger RNA of Lonchura striata (white-rumped munia), 1947 nucleotides long. Lineage: Eukaryota; Metazoa; Chordata; Aves; Passeriformes; Estrildidae. The record is from RefSeq and is a predicted model, not a curated record.